Messenger RNA from Cuscuta europaea, 1995 nucleotides. The record is from the annotation of a GenBank genome assembly. Lineage: Eukaryota; Viridiplantae; Streptophyta; Magnoliopsida; Solanales; Convolvulaceae.
AUUUAGACACUAAAAAAUGAAUUGAAAAUGUGACCGAUGGAGUAUAUAUACUACGCUACGGAGUAGAUUAUAAAAUACGGAGUGUGUGUCUGGCAAUGAAGCAGCAUUUUCUCUGUGCUUACGCCUGUCUUUUUGGAAUUCUUCUUUGUUGUAAGAUCUUAACUGCACAUUUCUCAUCGCUCAAACAAAAAAUCCCUGAAAACCUUCCUGUUCUAAAUAUCUGCUACGAGUAUAUGCUAACCGAAGGAUCGACAAACAAUAAGUUUCUUUGAUUCUUUCCAAAAUAUCAUCCAUAUCCUAUAUAUAGUAACCCCACUCUCAUUAGUAAAACAAUAACUAAUUAUUGGCAUUGAGUUGUAACCUCCGUGUCUUCGCAGAGUGGGUACAGCUUAGGUUUACAAAUCAAACACGCAGUGUAAAGAUUCGUUGUGGGGGACAAAUCUAGCAAUCCGCAUGGUAUGAUUGGUAAAGGCUUGAACUUUGAUAGUUUCCAGAGUUGGUAAAGAUUUGAUCUUUGAUUGGGUAUUUAUGAUUUGGGUAGGUUAUUAUGCAAUUGAAAUGAGAAUGGGUUUCCCAAAGUGAAUCUUUGACUAUGGCAAGAAGCAUAUGAUUUGGGUAUGUUAUUAUGCUUGAAAGUUGAACACCCAGAAAUAGAAUUUCUGGGGAUUUGAUUUCUAAGUAGAUGCAGUUGAAAUCUGGAGAUAUGGAAGAAGGUAAAGAUCCAUCAUCAUCAUCAGCUGCUAUAAGCAGGGGAGGCCAUGUUAGGGGUUUGCCACAUAAGAUGGUACAAAUAUUAGUUCUGUUCUUGUUUCUGUGUUUAUCAUUCUCUAUGGUUAGUAUUUAUAUGAUGAAGCAUUAUGGGAAAGUGUUGGAACCUAUGAAGCCUAGUCUAGAGUCAUGUGUUGAAGAAGACGCUGCUAAUGAUUUGGAGCAAUGGAUUAAGCCUCCUUCCAAUUUGAUGCACGCAAUGACAGAUACACAGCUGAUUUGGAGGGCAUCUUUUAUGCCAAGAGUUAAAAAGUAUCCAUUCAAGAGGGUUCCUAAAAUUGCGUUUAUGUUUUUGACCAAAGGGCCAUUGCCAUUAGCUCCACUUUGGGAAAUAUUCUUUAAGGGCAAUGAGGGGAAGUUUUCUAUUUAUGUUCAUUCAUCACCGUCCUUUAAAGCCAAUUUCACUGCCAAAUCUGUUUUCUAUAAGAGGCAGAUACCCAGUCAGGUAGCUGAAUGGGGAAAGAUGAGUAUAUGUGAUGCUGAGAGAAGACUUCUUGCCAAUGCAUUGCUCGACAUAUCCAACGAGUGGUUCGUUCUUCUCUCUGAAUCGUGCAUUCCCCUCCACAAUUUCACUCAAAUUUAUACCUACAUCAAGAGAUCGAAACACAGUUUCAUGGGGUCAUUCGAUGACCCAGGCCCGUACGGAAGAGGGCGUUACGACCCGAACAUGUCACCCGAGGUUAACAUCACCCAGUGGAGGAAAGGCUCUCAAUGGUUUGAGGUUAACCGAAAUCUCGCUCUCUAUAUAGUGGAAGACGUCAUCUUCUACCCCAAGUUUAUGGAAUUCUGCAAGCCGGCUUGUUAUGUGGAUGAGCAUUAUUACCCCACCAUGCUGACCAUUAAAGCAGCAAGCCACUUGGCGAACAGGAGCCUGACAUUGGUCGACUGGUCGAGAGGUGGGGCCCAUCCCGCAACAUUUGGGAGGUCUGAUAUCACAGAAGCUUUCAUGAAGAGGUUGCUGGAAGGUCAUUCAUGCAUAUAUAAUGGCCGGAAUUCUUCCCUUUGCUAUCUUUUUGCCAGGAAAUUCGCUCCGAGUGCCUUGGAACCUCUCAUCCUUUUAGCUCCCAAGUAUUUGGGGUUUUGAUACAAUGAAAGAUAGAAAGAGGGGAUUUUUAUAGCUUACACACACAGAUAGAUAGAUUCUUGGCAUCAUAGAUUUUUUUCCUUCUUCCACAAGUGUUGUGUUGUGCAGCCGGUUGCAUGAUUAUGAAAUAUCUUUAUAGGGCG